Penaeus vannamei (Pacific white shrimp) is the source of this 618-nucleotide messenger RNA. The record is from RefSeq and is a predicted model, not a curated record. Lineage: Eukaryota; Metazoa; Arthropoda; Malacostraca; Decapoda; Penaeidae.
AUGGGGACAUAUGGAGAGAGGUUCGAGGCCAUCAAUUUCAAGAACUUGUGUGGCGUGGAGAUUAGGGUUGUUAUUGCUAAGAUUGUCAUUGUUGUUGGGUUGUUACAGGUUAGAGUCGUAGAUUCCCUGAACGUCUCUCGAUUGUCCCCCGAAGUUCCCAAAGUUUCCCUUAGUCCCCCCAAACUCUCCAAGUCGUCCCCGAAGUCCUCGAAGCCUGAAGACCCCAAGUCCCCUCGAAGUACUGUCGAAGUCCCUCGAAGUCCCCGAAGACCCCAAACCCUCAACCCGAACGUCCCAAAGUCGCCCGAAGUCCCGAAGACCCCCGAAUCCCCCGAAGUCCCCGAAGAACCCCUAAAGUCCCCCAAAACCCCCCGAAGUCCUCGAGUCGCCCAAAGCCCCCGAAGUUCCCUAAAGUCCCCCAAACUCCCCCAUCGUCCAGUCCCCGUUCCCCUCCGAAGACCGCCUGAAGACCCCAAAGUCCCAAAGUCCCUGAAAGUCCCCGUCGACUCCCCGAAUCCGCCAGCCCAAAGUCCUCGAGAGUCCCCGAAGUCCUUCCUCCAAGACGAAGGCGAGAGGACCCAGGAAGCUCCCAAAAACAUGAUGUCCGCCCUGCCAUGA